Molecule: messenger RNA, 2151 nt
Organism: Pyricularia oryzae 70-15
Lineage: Eukaryota; Fungi; Ascomycota; Sordariomycetes; Magnaporthales; Pyriculariaceae
Exons: 8
Coding region: 107-1921 (604 amino acids)
Molecular function (GO): GTP binding
Source: RefSeq, a predicted model, not a curated record
UGCAAGUUGAAAACACGCAUCCAUUCCUUUUCGCCACUAUUUCGCACAACCAGGAAUCUCUGUGUUGCAAAGGUAAUUGCGCCGCCGUCGAUCUAGAGAAACAGACAUGUCCAACUUCCAGGAUCCCACCAGGGUCGUACCAGCUCCUUCGUGGGGAUUGACAUAUAGACCACCUGCGAUCGAAGAUGGUGUUGACUCUGGGCUAGAAGAUGAUGAAGAGGAACAGCCAAUUGAGCCCGAUGAUCCAAAGAUAUUUCGCGAUGGCAGGGCCCCCCGCGAGACCGACAUUUUCAUCGCGGUUAUGGGCGUGACUGGGUGUGGAAAAAGUUCUCUGAUAUCGCUUUGCUGCAAGAGGCCAGUUCGAAUAGGCCAUGACCUACAAGCAUGCACCGCGGUGGUCGACGUUUACCCGUUUGAGCUCUCUCCCACACAGACCGUCUUUCUCAUCGAUACGCCCGGGUUUGACGAUACAAAUCGCAGUGACUCUGAUGUUCUCAGAGAGAUCGCAUCAUGGCUGACCAACUCAUUCCGCAACAAAAUCCUGCUUCAUGGUAUUAUAUACUUGCACCGGAUCAGCGAUCCACGCAUGCAGGGGUCGGCUCGGAAGAACCUGAUGAUGUUCAAGAAGCUUUGCGGAGACGACGCCCUCAAAAAGGUGAUACUAGCCACCACCAUGUGGGAUAUAGUCCCCACGGAAACUGCCGAGGCUAGACAAGCAGAGCUGGUAAACACCCCCGAGUUUUGGGGUUACAUGGUGGAAAAGGGGAGCCGGAUCUGCAGGCACCACAACACCAUCGGCUCGGCCCGGAAGAUUAUCGAAUCUCUGAUUCAGGACCGAAACACAAUGAUCCUAGAGCUGCAGAACCAGAUGGUCAACGAGUCUCGGCCGCUGCAAGACACGGCGGCUGGAAUGGAACUCCGAAAAGAGUUUGCCCGGGAGAGGAAGAGGUGGGAACGCGAGCUGCGGGAGACACAGGAGAACAUGGAGGAGGCCAUUCGUCUGCGCGACAAAGAGUCCGAGGAGGCGCUCUUGGAGCUCAAGACCGAGUACACAGAGCGCAUUGAGAGACUCGAACGCGAGCACGACAAGCUCAGGACCAACGCGGAGCAGCUGCACCAAGAACGUAUUGUGAGGUUCAGGAACGCCUUCAAGGUCAAAGAGAUAGUCCGUGGCAAAGGUCACGAAGAAGAUCAAGGCGAUCCUCUGGACGCACCCACCUUCUCAUACAGCAUGGUUGGGGGGAUCUACUGCUUUACUGGCCCUGUCACUUACUGGUCUAACUGCUUGGGGAGAAAGUCCCGGGAUGCUUUCGAGAGGAUCCUAAUGCCGAAAAGGAGCUAUUGCGCACUCUGGGCUGGUGUUGGUGGCGCCUGGAUUUGCAAAUAUCGCAAUCAUGGGGGUAAUUGGGCGACUCGCUACAACAAAACGCUCGUCGAACUAUACCCUAAUCUCCGGCAAAAGAUUCAGACUUCGAGGCCGUGGGUCGAAAGCUGGCCGCAUUGGAUCUGCAUGGGACCAGCUCCUCACUACAUUCUUCAAUGGAAUGCUAGAGCCACCGCCGAGUCUCGUCAGGAUGCUUUUCUUCCUGUGCCAGUCGCAGAGGUGCUCAAAAAGGUAAGGGUGGAUGGUGUAUUACAGGCGGCAGCCCUUGGCUUCAACACCUCUUAUGUUUUUGUCGAUGUCAAAGGCAAAGCGACUUGGGAUCUCGGUGGUCACUACCCAGGACUGAAGCGCCGCCUGGAGCAACAUUCAACCGAUAUAGAGGCUGUGGCUUUGAACCCCACAAAUAAGACGGACUACAUCAUACAGUACCGAAACGGCAGCAUGGCCUAUUCGGUGGAGAGGUGCAUGCCGAACGAGCAUUUCGAGUCCUGGCUUGUCAAAAACACCGAACUUGAGUUUGGAGCUUCAAAGGACUAGUCUAGGUAAUCACUAUGCGUCUGGUGGAACAAAGCGAGCCAAAAGGUUGACACAAGACACAGCACAUUCCAUGGUGAGGACGCAUACCGGGCAUAUUCGUACAGAUGCUGGAAUGGGAAACUUGGAUAUCAAGCUUAUUGGCACUAGCGUACCGAGUAUAUAUGAGGCCUCUAAUAUUAUACAUACACUCAUUAAACUCUACCCCUACAGUAAAAUCUACAGCUUCCAAG